GCUGCCUAUCCAGGAGUAUCAGGAUGCUCGACCCAGAAUAUUGAUCGGACUGGACAAUAUCCGGCUGGCCGUUCCGUUAAAGACAAGAGAGGGGUCCGCGGGGGAUCCUGUAGCGGUAAAGUGUAGGCUUGGAUGGAGUGUGUACGGGAAAGCCAGUGGCGCACAUUCUGGGAAGGUACUGCACAUUUGCGAGUGCAAUGUAGGGGACGCAAAUCCCUGCAUUCAGGAAGCUUUACGCAAGUUCUACGAGUUGGAGCUGAGCUUUCCGGGGCGGAUCCGAAACGUAUCUGGUACUUGCCACUGGGAGUGGUAACUAAUCCGAAAAAGCCCGGGAAGGUGCGCAUUAUCUGGGACGCGGCUGCGAAGGUGCAAGGAACUUCUCUUAACGACAUGCUACUAAAUGGACCGGACGAACUGGCGUCUUUGCCAGGAGUGUUGUUUCGUUUCAGAGCGUACGGCAUAGCGGUGUGUGUGCUGAUGUAAAGGAGAUGAUCCUGCAAAUCCGCAUGCGGAAGGAGGACACGCAUGCACAACGUUUCCUGUGGCGAGAAAAUCCCACUGAUGACGUGGAGGUCUAUCUGGUAGACGUCGUUACGUUUGGGUCAGCAUGCUCUCCGGCCACCGCACAAUACGUCAAGAACCGUAACGCAAAAGAGCACGCUGAAAUGUAUCCUAGGGCUGAGAGUGGGAUUGUCUCCAGCACAUACGUGGACGACUAUCUCGACAGCUUUGGUACAGUGGAAGAGGCGGCCCGAGUUGCUAAAGAUGUCCACAGAAUUUUCCAAAAUGGAGGGUUCGUACUGCGUAACUGGUUAUCAAAUGAUGGAAAUGUGCUGGAGCAACUUGGUCUUGACAACACCUUCUUGAAUGCUAAGAGCUUGACGUCGGCCACGGACGAAGGAGAGCGCGUGUUGGGGUUACGGUGGAACCCGAAAUCAGAUGAACUGACAUUCUACACCCAGACGUGCAAGGAAAUGGCAAAGAUCUUCGACGCAGAACACACGCCCACUAAAAGAGAGGUGCUGAAAUGCGUAAUGUCGCUCUUCGAUCCCUUAGGGCUGCUGGCACAUUAUACUAUCCGCGGUAGGAUAUUGAUUCUGGAUCUUUGGCGUGCAGGCACUGCAUGGGACGAAACUAUCGACCAGAGACAGAUUCGUGAUUGGCGCCGAUGGGUGGACUUGUUUCCAAUAGUAGCGCAAAUCAGGAUUCCGAGAUGCUAUUUCCCGGGAGCGCUGGAAGAGAUGUACGACCAGGCGGAGAUGCACCUCUUUGUGGACGCUAGUCAGCUGGCUUAUGGGUGUGUGGUGUAUCUGAGGGUCAUCGACGCCGACGGGGAGCCGCAUUGUACAUUGGUAUGCGGCAAGUCCAAAGUAGCUCCUCUGAAACCGCUGACUAUCCCGAAGAUGGAGCUGCAGGCCUGCCUAUUGGGUUUGCGAAUGCUGAGAACAAUGGAAAGUCAUCACCCAUUUCGCACCAAGAGAAGGGUUCUUUGGACGGACAGUAUGGUGGCAUGGAUACACGCGUAUCCGAGGAACUACAGACCGUUCGUCGCCAAUCGAGUGGCGGAGAUUCACGAGAAGUCGGAUCUCACCGAAUGGCGAUGGGUGCCUACUCACGAGAAUCCAGCGGACGAGACGACGAAAUGGAAGGGGCAGACUAAACUCGGCUGGGACAGCAUCUGGUUCCAGGGUCCAACGUUUUUGCUACUGGAUGAAUCAUCGUGGCCGAUGAAAAAACCGGUCUCCACUACUCCAGAGGAGGAAAUACGGCGGGUUCAUCUUCAUCUGGAGAAAGUGAAUCAUGAUCUUCUACCCCUCGAUGCGGAGCGCUUCAGCCGUCUGGAGAGAAUGCUUCGAACACUGGCUUGGAUCAUCAGAUAUGCGGAUAACUUGAAGCGAAGUGUGGAUGGAAAGCCCAAGUAUUUUGGCUUGCUUACGCAAGAGGAGAUGGAGCGAGCAGAAAGGGUUAUGUGGCGACGAGCGCAGGGAGAAUUCUUUCAGGAAGAAGUACGAGGUUUGAAGGAUAUGGGCGAGGAAGCUAGAUGUCGCACGGUAUCAAAGGACAGCCCAAUAUGCGGACUCCUACCCUAAGCGGAUGAAUUCGGUAUUUUGCGAAUGAGGGCUCGACGAUUUCGACACGCUAAUAACGAAACCGUAGUGAACGAGCUGAGGCAGCAGUAUCAAAUUCCCAAGAUGAGACGGUUGGUGGCGAAGGUGGCCCGAUGCUGUGUAUUCUGCCCGAUCCGACGUUCUUUGCCACAGAUCCCCCCGAUGGCGCCUCUUCCGGCACAAAGGCUUACUUCCCAUGUACGGGCCUUUACAUACGUAGGUCUGGAUUACUUCGAACCAUUGUUUGUUCGAAGGGGUAGAGCGAGAGAAAAGCGCUGGAUAGCGCUUUUUACAUGUUUGACCGUUAGAGCCAUCCAUUUGGAAGUCGUCAGCAGUCUCUCCACGGAUUCGUGCAUCAUGGCAGUAAGGCGAUUUGUGGCGAGAAGGGGCUCACCAGUCGAAUUCUUCAGCGAUAACGGGACUAACUUCCAGGGCGCCAGCCAACAGCUGAGGAGGGAAAUUGACGCUGAAAUUGAUAUUUCUAGGUUUGCAUGUCUGUGCUUUCAAAUAUGUUUAUCUAUCGUUUAUACUUGGUCGUUCAAGUUAAAUUUUUUCCUGGUCAAAAAAUAAGCGUGUCUUUGCUUUUCAUUGUGUUUUAAACUUUAAGAGCGCCUAGUUUACCUUUCGUAAAUUGCUGAUAGUGAAAAUAUUUGGUUUGAAAUGCAGUUCCUGUAUAACUCCAUUAAUGCAGAAAACGAGUCGAAUCAGAAACUAUGAACACUUAGGAGGAAUCUUCGAUAUAACUCUAAUCCUCUUGCUUUGACUGAAACAGCGUACGCAAACGAUGAUUUAAUUUGUUGCCGUUUAUUACAUACUUGGAUAUUACAUUGCAGAUUCGUUGAUAACUUUCGGAUUUCCAAAUCUAUUUUCAUGGAUUUGCUUGAUGGUCACGAUUUUUCGAUUGAUGCGCAAAGAGCACAUGAAAUUACAAAAGAAGAAAAAUUAGCAGCAUGUAUUAUUUUUUUAGCGAAUGGCAGAUACCAACAUGGUGUUGGAAAAGAUUUUCAUAUCGCAAUGGCGCAAACAACUUUUAGUAAGGUUUUUCGGAGUACAUUACAACCACUUCACUCAUUGGUUGGGGAUUGGAUAAACAUAGCUAUGAACGAACAAGAGGGACAAGAAGCUAAGGAUUAAUUCCUUUUGAAAAGCGGGACUGAGGACGUAAUUAUGUGCGUAGAAGGAACUCAUGUAAAAAUUAGGAAACCGAAAGAUCGUCCCCUGCUUUACCUAAACAGGAAAUAAUUUUACAGUAUCAACACUAUGAUUGUAAGUAUAAAAUAGCAAACCUAAUAUAGCACACGGCAGGACCGGGUUCAAAUCCCAUCCGGACCGUCCCCCCGUAGCAAGGACUUGUAAGCGUAUACAAGUAAUACAAAUUCACUAUUUUAUUCAUCUACAUACCGAAGACAACAAACAUUGAUAAUUAUUACACUCUGUAAUUUAUUUUUGGUGUGAUAUUUUAUAAAAUGAUAGCCAUGGUGCAUCUUAGGCUUGUCUGAACACAUGUCACAACAAUAUGUAACUUCUCGCCUUCCUCCAGGCGCGCUACGGUCAGAACAAACUUGGCAGUCCCUUUUUGUCCCUUUAAAUACCACGUGCAGCUUUCCAUUCAGUCGAAUUUCGUUGGAAUUCGAGUUGGCCCUUAGAAUCGACUGGCCGCCGGACCGGCUCCGCUCGAGUGAAAAGUGUUAAUGAAUAAUUCAGCUUCGUGUAGAGUUCCCAUAAAAAAAAAUUUUGUAUUCUGGAAAAAAUGGGUUUUUUCACACAAAAUGCUAUCAGCAUUAUAAAAAUCUUCAAACAUUGACCUAUGUGCAACAUAUUGCAUUAUUUAUUCGAACAACCGUAAUUUAAUGUGCAAAUUCUACCCGAAUCCGCAACUUAAAACGUCAGGGAUUUUCUUAAAUACUACCGGAACGAACGUAACCGUCAUAUGAUUCACUUUUUUCAAAAAGCACUCAUAUUCAAAACGAGCGGUAGAAUGAGCACCUUCUAAAGGAACGUGAGUGAAAAUUGAGUGUCGCGGCGUUCGAAUCUCGGCGAACGAAGAGGUGCUGAGGCCGAAUACCUUCUAGUUUUGGCGCGACAAACGAAGUGGUUUGAGCCGGUGAGGGAGCUGGUGGUAGGAGAUUUGGUACUAAUAGUGGAUGCCGGUGUCAGGAACCAAUGGAAGCGGGGAAUGGUCGAACGCGUGAUACCUGGAGCAGACGGACGUGUGCGGCAAGCCUGGGUACGCACCAACACGGGGACCCUAAGAAGACCGGUGGCGAAGUUGGCAUUGUUGGAAGUGAGACAUGGUGACCAGCAACCUUCUGGUCACGGGCUGGGGGAUGUUAACAAAGCAACGUAGGCGAACCCUUCAACCGGGCGAAACGGUUGUCGGAAGCGCCCGCUCCGACAGCGCUCAAGCUGGCCACACUGCUGCUGAGCGGAAUUAGUGGCGUGUGUGAGUGUGUAAGCGGUGCGGAUUCGAUCGGCAGUCAGAGCAAAAAGAUAAAAGGCAGCGGAUCUAAGGCGGACCUUUUUUUGAAGUUUUCUUUUUUGUUUUAUUAUCCCUGCGUGAACUAAUAGUGGAACUUACAAAUAAAUAAUACUAUCAAACGCCGAACCUGACCGCAAUUAUCUUUACAUUUUGCUUGCACCUUCCUUCAUACAUGCUAAUGUGUAUUACUUGCUUUUCUAGCUCACACAAAACCAACGUAUUUGCAGGUGCUUUUGCAGGUGUUGUCUGGUGAAUUGGUUGCAGUAAAAUAUUCAUUUUGCCAAAGAGCAACUCCUCCGGAAAAAACCUCAUUUUUUUGGGUUGUAAAAACCAGAAGAAAAAAACCAUGAAUAUGAAUAAACGAGCAACGAUUUCAUACGAAGAAAAGCAACGGAUUGUGCAAGCGUACCUUGAUCAACGUCGGGUUACCGAUGUAUCCCAGAUAAUCCGAAAAUUUAUGAAGCAUGGCGAAAUUGUGCAUGAUGUGCACAAACGCGGUGGCAUCAAAUCGAAGAAGCUUAAUAACGAGCAAAUAUCCAUUUUGAAAUCGUGGAUUGAUGAUGAUUGCUCAAUAUCAUUGAAAAAAUUGUCCGAAAAAUGUUUGCAUGAGUUUGACAUACGUGUAGCACCAUCCACGCUGCAUGCAUACAUCAAAGCGUUCUAUUAUUCCUUGAAACGGGUGCAAAUCCUUCCACAACGCCGAAAUGACGCUGCCAACAUAGAAGUGCGACAGCAAUAUUCAUCAUUACUUAUGGAGUUGCAAAUGGAACAGGAUCCAGAUAACUUCAUUUUUCUAGAUGAAGACGGAUUUAAUGUGUCUUUGCGAACCAAUAGAGGCCGCUCCAAAAUUGGAACUCCGGCUACUCAUGUUGUACCCAGGCAGCAAAAUUGCCGAUGUCGCGUGAACUUUUGUAUGGGAGCAACUUCAUCCAAUUUCUCAUCAUUAUGCCAGCAACAGCAGCACGGUGGAUGAGGUUCAUGCGACGCGUCGCGUGGGGUGUCCCCUGCGGGCAAGGUAACUCAAAUUCGGUUGGUUUUAGCAUGCCGCCUCUGUUACUCCUACACGAAAAAAAUGCUUGUGCUCCCUCUUCUAGUCCUUUGGCUUUGAAACGAACCGUUUCCUGCAGGAGAAGUGCACACACACGCAAGCACACAGUUAGUGAUGCCGUCGAUCGCGUUCAGUUUGUGUUAUCGUUUUGCAGCGACAGACGCGUGCCGAGAAGCCAUCGAUAAAAUAAAGGAUAUUUGCUGAAUAUAUUGAUAAAAGUUGCACAGCUUCAUUUCAACCAGUAAGGAAGAGAAAAACAUCUAGCCGGCGUCGUUCGUGCAUCGAAGCUACGUUGGAAAAUCACAGCGCAAAGAUGGAAAGCAGCUGUGUUUAGUGGUACAAUUAGUUAAAAAGUUAUAAUAUUAAGCAAAGUGGAAUGAAAAAGGCAUAAAAUUGUAUUUAAUGUUAAAAAUAAACAUAGCAAAAAAAUUUUUUAUCGUUGUCACACAAAUAUCGUGUCCAUCACUAUCACUAUUCUGAAAGAAAUCAUAGAAAAGAGGUAGCAAAGCAAGCGGGCGAGAGCGCCUGUC
Messenger RNA from Anopheles funestus (African malaria mosquito), 6165 nucleotides. RefSeq lists its product as uncharacterized. The transcript is spliced from 2 exons. Lineage: Eukaryota; Metazoa; Arthropoda; Insecta; Diptera; Culicidae. The record is from RefSeq and is a predicted model, not a curated record. The coding region runs from base 489 to 2090 and encodes 533 amino acids.